Molecule: messenger RNA, 1616 nt
Organism: Bombyx mori (domestic silkworm)
Lineage: Eukaryota; Metazoa; Arthropoda; Insecta; Lepidoptera; Bombycidae
Exons: 2
Coding region: 831-1469 (212 amino acids)
Source: RefSeq, a predicted model, not a curated record
AGUGUAAGGUUUAUGAUUAUUUAUAUUAAUAUGAUUAUAUAGAGUGUAAGGUUUCUGAUUAUUUAUAUGAUUAUAUAGAGUCCUGUACAUAUUAAGAAUUAUUAUUAAAUAUGAGGUUUAUAUUGCAAACCAUUAAAAUAUUGUUAAGUUAUAAAUCCAACAGUUGACAAAUGUCGUCAAUAGAUGUCACAGGCCAACAAAAUUACAUCGCGGUAGCGUUGUGUGUAAAAAUUUGUAUAAGAAGUCCAAAGUAAUUAUGAAUAAAUCAAGAACCAAACGCAUCAAUGUAAAAUUGGCAGAUUAAAGCAAAGUGUGAACAAAGUUAGCCUGUUUAAUUUAUAUGUCUGACACCCAAAAGGUCAGAAGCGGGAUAAAUAAGGCUCUAGAAAACUAACCUUACUACGCCCACGGAUCGGUAGAACUUACGCUCAUCAACUGUGACGUGGAGGACGACACUAGCCGAGGAGAAGGGUCUGGUGCUCGGCUAGUAAGAGGAAGUGGCUUAAUGAUAAAAGGAGCCCAUGUGCUUAGUCGAGGGGAAGGACUAACACAUAGGGAAUGACCAAGGAGCAUCCGAGGCUGAGGAUGUAGGUCACAUGUGCUUAGUCGAGGGGAAGGACUAACACAUGGGAGUGACCAAGGAGCAUCCAAGGCUGAGGGUGUAGGUCAACAGGGAAGGAUUGGGAGGAUGAGCUCGCGGAUAGAGCAAGGAGCAUCCGAGGUUAGGAUGUAGGGUCCAUGUGCUUAGUCGAGGGGAAGGACUAACACAUGGGAGUGACCAAGGAGCAUCCGAGGUUAAGGAUGUAGGUCAACAGGAAAGGAUUAGGAGGAUGUGCUCGAGGAUAGAGCAUGGAGCAUCCGAGGUUGAGGAUGUAGGGCGACAGGAAAGAAUUAGAAGGAGGAGCUCGAGCAUAGAGCAAUCGGUACCAUUUGAUAAAAUGGACAAGGACACGAUGAUUCGAAGAGAACGGUUGCGUGGAAAGCGAUCGAGUGAACGACGAUCGCGUAAGCAGCGGUCGAGCAGGCAACAAUCAAGCGGCUCUGACGACAGGGACGAAUACGAAAGAAGGAGAUGGAAAACAAGGACAAGGACAGGACAGAGGAGACGGCAUGUGUCUUCCUCUUCAGGAUCUGAUAUGGGGUCACCGCAGCUUCCGCGCAAGGUUAAGCGUGGUAAGGAGGACGACUGUUCAGAUACAAAGGUAUUAGUAGAUAAAUUCUUGAAUAUUCUUGACAAAAUAAAAGGUUCAGAUAAGCCCAAACUUACGUUCAACACAAAUGUUAUCCCCGAAUUUGACCCAAUGGCAAAGGAACAAACUAUCCUUACUUGGCUGACGAAAGUGGAAGAAUGUGCUCACAUAUAUGGGUGGGAAGACAGGGAAAUUAUCCACUAUUCCUUGCCCAAGCUUUCUGGUGUCGCUAAAACUUGGUAUCAGGGCUUAUCUAGCCUAUUAUUUUACAUGGACUGAGUGGAAACAAAAACUUAUAGAAUCUUUUCCCCAAAGCGAGAACUAUACUGAGUUAUUGCAUAAAAUGUUAGCAAAAACAGUUAGAUACGGUGAGUCGUUUGAACAUUACUAUUAUGCGAAAAUGAACUUGUUAAAUCGUUGCAAAAU